UAAAAAAAUAAAAUAAAAUUGAAACUACUCAAGAGUGUACACAUUACUACUACUUAAAACCUAUCCAAAAUAUAACAGGCCAAAUCUGUAGAGUAUUUUUUUCUCAAAGUCUGUAAAUCAUUAAUUAAUAACAGUGGGUGUGGAAGAAAAAAAAGAUGGCAGCUACAGGAAAAUGCUUCCUUGUUACUGGCCCUGCUGGUAUUGGUAAGACAACAUUGAUAGUAAGAGUACUUGAAACUCUCAGAAAUUCAAAUCCUAAUUUGAAAGUUCAAGGUUUUUAUACUCAUGAGAUUAGAGAAGGAACUGAGAGAGUUGGUUUUGAGGUUGUAACGCUUGAUGGACGUAAAGGGCUUCUUGCUUCCAACAAAAUCUCCAGCCCGCAGUCCCUUAGAUGGCCCACUGUGGGAAGAUACAGGGUAGAUGUUGCGUCCUUUGAGUCUUUGGCAUUGCCAGAAUUGCAGGUAAGGGAAGAUACUGAUCUCUUCAUCAUCGAUGAAAUCGGGAAGAUGGAGCUCUAUAGUUCCUCAUUCAUUCCAGCUGUACUAAAGGUCCUGCAAUCUAAUAUCCCUCUCUUGGCUACUAUCCCCAUUCCAAAAGCAGGCCGAGAUAUACCUGGAGUUGCGAGGGUGAAAAAUCAUCCAGGAGCAAGAAUUUUUACACUCGAUGCAAAUAACAGGGAUGCUAUGAGAGAAGUUAUAUGUUCCGCCUUAGCAGAUACGCUGCAAAAGCCUUAGACGUUGCAGAGCAUAUUCUUCUAGCUAAUGUUUGUAAAUGCUCUUUCUGUUAAAACAAACUCGAAGCUGAUAGUAAAAUCUUCCAGAAACUUACCAUUCCUUAUAGGUUAGUCAUUGUUUUUGUACUUCGGAGAUGCACUAUUCAAGAAGACAAGAAUGCAAGAAGUGGAAUAUAUUUUCCGUAUUUCCUUAAAAGGUCCCAACUCUUUGAAGGCCACUUUGAACACCAUGGUGUAGAAUGCUUCGAACUGCUGCUGAGAGGGAAAUUUUGAAGACUAGAGAAAGAAAUGGAGCGAUGUUUCUAUACACGUUACUGGCUAACUCUAACUAGUUACUAUCUAACUUUUUACCCUAAGCUUCUUUUAGAUUCUUUUUUGUAUUAGUAUGGUAAAGAUGCCAACAUGAUGAUAUUGUUUGCGUGGAUUGUAGUCGUGUUUCAUGUCCCUGCAGUUCUUCUGGAACUUGAGAAUUGGGAAAUCAUUAGUAGAUUACAAUUGAGCUUUUAGUUCACCUCA
Molecule: messenger RNA, 1249 nt
Organism: Lycium barbarum (goji berry)
Lineage: Eukaryota; Viridiplantae; Streptophyta; Magnoliopsida; Solanales; Solanaceae
Exons: 6
Coding region: 156-734 (192 amino acids)
Molecular function (GO): ribonucleoside triphosphate phosphatase activity
Source: RefSeq, a predicted model, not a curated record